GUUUUUAUGCUGAGUUUCCCUGGAUAUCAUUCUAAACCAGUGUUAUCCAAACUUUGCAUCUCCAGAUAUUCUGGGUUUCAACUCCCAGAAAUCCUGUUCAACCUGUCUGGGGAAUCUGGGAGCUGAAGUCCAAAACACUUGGAGGACCAAAGUUUGGGAACCACUGAUUAAUACAUACCCUUUUGUCAAGCAGAAUCCCAAUGUUUGUCACUCUGUAGCCCAAACUAAUUUGCCAGAGUGGUAGCAAUGUUAGCCCAUUGCAGCAAAAACUCUGAAGAGUUGUGAUAUGUCUAAAGAUUAAUGGGUUUAUUGCGGCGCAAGUUUUUGUAUACUUUACUGGAUACCUGAAAUAUUACUUUUAUAAAUGAGAAUGCUGCAUAUUAACUCUGUAAAAGGGAAGGCACAGUGAUCCAGGAAGGUUUGUGAAUCAGUAACAAAUAGUAUACACAUUUUUGUUGCUUCCUGAGUAAUAGAUAACUAUUUAAACACCAGUUACGUUCCAUUUCUGUUUUACAGUUUUUAUAAGAAACCAAAGUGCAGAAAAAUUCAGCCCACUCUUAAAACUGUUGUCUAUGAUGACUUUGAAAUUAGGGACCAAGGUUAGACAAGAGAAGGGACUAGGGCUAGUAUAGGAAAGAAAGUAUAGAGUGGCAUGUGUUGAAGGUGAGAGCAAAUGCUGGAAGGAAAGAGCAAGUGUUAGAAGGUAAGAGGAGGAAAUAGAUAAGGAAGAUUGGAUAGGUAGUAAAUAAGAGGUAAGAAGAUAGCAAGAAGAAAUAACAGAGGGGAUAAAGUUAGAAACUGUCAAGAAUGAGAAAGUGAGAUGGUAGAGGGAUAGGGAGAGUAGUAGAUAGGUAGGAGAAAGCUGGAGAUUGGAGUAGAUUCAAGAAGUUAAUCAGAGUGGGGAGGACAGUAUAUUGAAGAUGGAAGAUAGAAAAGUAUGGUAGAUGGGGAAUAAAGUAAGAAUUCCCUGGAUAGAAACAUGAAGUGUUAAUUAUCAAUCAGGUUUCAAUAAGAUAAUUUAGGAUUACCAUAUUAUGUUAUAUUGUGAUACAAAGGCACUGAUUGUUUAAUUGUUGUCUUGUUUGUUUAAAUCUGAAUGAAUGUAUUGGAAUUUAUUAAUAAAUAAAUUAAAAAAAAAGAAAUUAGGGACUACUUACAAGAACAUUUGUAUGGUUUCAGUAACAAGAUCUCCCUGAAUUUUCCAUUUUCCUGCAAAGUCCUCUCAAGGCAUAUCACAAGGGAACAAAAAGAAGAUUUCUGGCUCUGGAUUUGCUCAUGGAAACAACAUCUGCUCCUGAGGGGGAGAACCCCCCACUCUCUGCAGCCAUGAGGGCGAAGAUUGAGCGGAAUCGCCAGCGGGCAUUGAUGCUGAGGCAGGCAAUUCUAAAGUUAAAGCUCCCCCAAAGAUCAUCGAUACAGGGGGAGGAUUUUUUCUUGAAGAGGAGGAAGAAGAAGAGCGCAGAGUGGAGAAAAUCGUGCAUCCCCCUGCAACAGAAGAAAAGAAUGCUGGAUUCAGGCCUCUGGAAUUGGGAGAAGCCAAGUCACCUGAUAGAAGGGGCUGUAUUAGAAUUUGAUUACCUCAUUUGUGAAGAGUGUGAUAAAGAAUUCAUGGACUCCUACCUCAUGAACCACUUUGACCUAGCAACAUGCGAUAAUUGCAGAGAUGUGGAAGAUAAACAUAAACUCAUAACAAGGACUGAAGCUAAGGAAGAAUACCUUCUGAAAGACUGUGAUUUAGAUAAACGAGAACCAGUGCUCAGAUUCAUUUUGAAGAAGAAUCCUCAUAAUCCACGUUGGGGUGACAUGAAGCUUUAUUUGAAGCUGCAGAUUAUCAAACGUUCCCUUGAAAUUUGGGGAAGUGAAGAAGCAUUAGAAGAAGCUAAAGAAAGCCGCCAAGACAACAGAGAGAAGAUGAAACAGAAGAAGUUUGAUAAAAAAGUUAAAGAACUACGUCGAGCAGUAAGGAGCAGCGUCUGGAAAAAAGACACAAGUAUCCAUCAACAUGAAUAUGGAGCUGAAGAAAAGAUAGAUGAUGAUCUGUACAAAAAAACCUGUACCACAUGUGGGCAUGAGCUAACGUAUGAAAAAAUGUAAUACUCUUGAUUUUACAUGAAAUGCACUUUUUGUAAUGUUAAAUUUUUGUCUCCAGUAAAAUAAAUCGUAUCAGUUUCUUCAA
Sceloporus undulatus (fence lizard) is the source of this 2176-nucleotide messenger RNA. It is a transcript of the gene XPA, whose product is annotated as XPA, DNA damage recognition and repair factor. NCBI's taxonomy places the organism in Eukaryota, Metazoa, Chordata, Lepidosauria, Squamata, Phrynosomatidae. Gene Ontology annotation, molecular function: damaged DNA binding. The transcript has 9 exons. The coding region runs from base 1276 to 2094 and encodes 272 amino acids. The record is from RefSeq and is a predicted model, not a curated record. Gene Ontology annotation, biological process: UV-damage excision repair; nucleotide-excision repair involved in interstrand cross-link repair; nucleotide-excision repair, DNA damage recognition. Gene Ontology annotation, cellular component: nucleotide-excision repair factor 1 complex.